Molecule: messenger RNA, 5530 nt
Organism: Hyla sarda
Lineage: Eukaryota; Metazoa; Chordata; Amphibia; Anura; Hylidae
Gene: SH3D19
Product: SH3 domain containing 19
Exons: 21
Coding region: 471-3611 (1046 amino acids)
Molecular function (GO): protein binding
Source: RefSeq, a predicted model, not a curated record
CUAUCACAGGGAGACCGAGAGAACAAUUUCCUGUUGACACCGGAAUAUUUAGAAAGUGCAAGGAAGGAGGGAAGGCAGUGCGGGCAGCAGCAGCAGCAGCAUCUGUGGAAGUUUCUCCCUGCACGGCAGCUGAGGAGUGCCCCUGUGGGAGCCCGGGCACAGGGGCAGGGGCUGCUGCAUGCAUGUGGAGCACACAGGGCAAAGUAAGUGUGCAGAGGCUGGCCUGCCUGCAUGUGUCAUCGAGGGAUCAGGUGCACUGCCAUCCAGGGCUGACACUGGCAUCUUUUGUGUCUCCUGAAUGGAUGGAAACCAUCCCGGGCAUGCUGCUGAGCAUUGUGUAGCCAUCGGCCACACACACUGAUCAAAGCUCGGCCUCAUCUGGGCUCGGGAAGGCUUCUCUACAGCCCUGGGGAAGGAGAAGGAAUGUGAUUUUCUGAGCCUCCAAUGCUUUUAUCCUGUGCUGUCUGCUGAUGGCUGAAGCCUGGCUGGAGGAAGAGGAGGAGGAGCUGAGGGAUAGUGCUGGCAACAGGAGACACAGGAGGUCCAACCUGAACCAGGCUGCAGAACGUCCAGAAAGGAACAAGCCAGAGCACCGAUUUUCUGGACAAGGACCCCUGUCAUCCAUAAGAGCCGUCAUUAAGAGAACAUCCAGAACUACUGCACAGAGUGAACAGCAGAGAGAUAGAAGACGUCCCGAGAUCACUAUUGUUGCUGCUGAACCUAUUGGUCCUGGAUCUUGGUUUCAUGGUGGCCCACCUGGAGGCUUAGGAUUCCCUCCACCGCCUCCACCACAGUGGAGACCUAGUGACACCCAUCCUGCAGAGCAGCCACCAUCCUAUGAGCAGGUUAUUAAGGAAAUCACACAAGUCCAGGUAGCCACAAGCAAUUCGAAUGUUGAACCCAGGCGGACAACCACAUGUGCAACACAAACAGACUUUCACUUGGAAGAUGACUACACAGGGCCAGGCAAUAAUGUAAUUCCAGUCACUUGUGAUCAAGCCACAGCCACAGUGCAAAGGACAAAUGAGAGAUCCCGCCAGUCCCUACCUUUUGUGACAAACAAUGUUCAGGACAAUUCCCUCCAGAUAGCAGUCAGUAAUACUGCUGGGACUAGCAUACGAUAUGAAGAUUCAAAUGUCACCAGAUACCCAGUGCCAAGACCAAGGACAAAAUCUAAUCUUAAACCUGUAGUAAACAAUAAUCUAAGUAUUUAUCAAGGUAGCAGUGAGAUCUACUUCCAGGGUACAGCCGAAGGAGAACUUCAUUCCAGCCAGCCUUGUUCUGGUUUUGAUGAUAAUUUUCUGGGGGACUUAUUAGAAAUGAACAAUAUGAGCGAUGAAAGAAGCCAAAACAGUAUUGUGUCAAGGAUUAAAGCCUUUGAGUCUCAAGGUGAAAGUUCAGAACAUUCUAAAAGACCAGAAGUGGCACCACGUUCCAUCAACACUAGGGGUGCUGUCACCACAAAGCCUAUAGUAGCUCCCAAACCAUUAUCCAACAGAAUAUCUGGUGAAUGGGACCCUGGGAAAGACAAUAAACCAAAAUUUACACCAAGAGAGGGACUUGUACUGUCAAGUCUACAAGAUACCAGUGGUGUGAUCAAACCAGACCUGCCAAAGAAACCAAAGCCGAAUCUCUCAAAAAGCAACAGUAAUGAGUUUCCAGAUGGUCUGCUUGGGACGUCUACAAGCAACAGUAAAGAGUCUGAAAGAAAAUUACCAGUUCCUGCUCCCAGGCCUCUGCUGCCUAAGAAAUCCAUUCAAACUGACAACUUUCCCUCUGUAUCCUUGGGAGCCAAACCCCUCAUUCCUGCUCCAAAAUUCUCUGUAGCUUCUCAAGCCAAAGCAUUUAACACCGUAGAAGCACCCACAGCCAGAGUAGUGCAGAGCAAGUCGGUGGGUGACCUAGACUUGAUCAGCUUUGAUGAUGUUAUUUUAACUCCGGUUAUGCCGAGUCCAGACGUUAUUAGUGAUUCAAAGGCAAAUGCUGAUCCAUUCCAGCUGUUUUCCAAGGAUGGGAAUGAGAAGGAUCAGCCAAUCCCUUCUUCUGUGUUCAGAAAGCCUACAGUCAUCCGGAUCUCUGGGAAACUUGGGAAAUCAUGUGAGGAACUUCAGACUCCUCCACCACUUCCUGCUGAAAAACCUGUUGGGAGCCUAUAUAGUAAAUCCACUGCAAGGACACGUCCUACAGUUAGAAAGGAAUGGGAGCAAUUUGACAAUGCGGAAGAGACUUGGUCUAAGCCAGUACUACCUACCAGACCAAUUGGUGUCAAAGUGAUGGACACUCCACAGCCACCUCCUCAGAAAGGACCACCUGGAAGACCUCCACCCCCUAAAAUCUCCAAAAAUGCCUCAAAUCGAGAUGCCUUUCCCCGAUCAUCUUCUGAUGUGGGCAUGAGUGCAAAACAUAAUACAUCUGGGCUCAACAGAUCAAAAAGUCAAGUGUUAAAAAGACAGCAACCAGAUCUACCUCCUCGACCUAAACCUGGACAUCCUCUAUAUAAUAAGUACAUGUUGCCUCUGCCUCAUGGAAUUGCUGAAAAGGAUAUUGUAUCUACAAAUCAUGCAGAGUUGUCAUGCAAGCGUGGAGAGGUGCUGGUGCUGCUGGAGCAAAAAGAUAACAGUAUUGUCCAUUGCCAAAAGGGAGGCGUAACUGGGGAUGUAAAAGUGACUAAUAUGAAGAUCAUCACUCCACUCGAUGACAGCUCAGAAAACAAGCAAAAGAACUUGCCCCAUAGAAUGGAGGACAGCCAUACACCUCACGCAUUGGUGCUGCAUGACUAUUCUGGAGAACAUGCAGAUGACCUAAGUCUGACCUCAGGGGAGAUUGUGUACCUGCUGGAGAAAAUAGACCGGGAAUGGUACAGGGGGAAAUGUAAAGGAAGCACUGGCAUAUUUCCUGCCAAUCAUGUCCAGAUUUUGGUUGAUGUGCCAGAUAGAGGGUACCAGAAGAAAAAUCAUGCAGCUUUUCAAAUAAAGGGUCCACAUUGUGUUGCGCGUUUUGAAUUUAUUGGCGAUCAGAAGGAUGAGCUCAGCUUUAGUGAGGGUGACACCAUCAUUCUGAGAGAAUACAUUAAUGAUGAAUGGGCCAAGGGAGAGCUGAAAGGACAUAUUGGCAUUUUUCCAAUCAAUUUUGUGGAAAUCAUAGAAGACUUGCCAAGCAAGACUACAGCCCCGGAUUCCCGGGAUUCUCAGAAGAAUAAACCAUCUGCAUCUUCUGCACAGCUAAACCGACUUUCUGGGGAAUGGUAUGAAGCGCUGUAUGAUUUCACCGCAGAGUCAGAAGAUGACUUACCCUUUAGAAAAGGAGACAAAAUACUGAUUAUAGAAAGACUGGACUCUGAGUGGUACAAAGGACGAAUGAAUGGCAGAGAAGGGAUUCUGCCGGCUGCGUUUGUACAGCUCUGCUCAGGACAAACAGCGUGGCAAACUCAGGGAGGGAAAUCUGGAAAGGCUCGGGCACUUUAUGACUUCAGUGGGGAGAAUGAGGAUGAACUUUCAUUCAAGGCUGGUGAUAUAAUCACUGCACCAGAAUUGGUAGACGAUGAAUGGAUGAGUGGAGAGCUGUACGGGAAAACUGGGAUAUUUCCAAAGAACUUUGUUCAGAAAUGUUAGCAGUAUACAGCGGACAUUGUAUUGUACCCUCUCACAAAACAGACUAUCACCUUUGGUGCCAACUGAACUUUUUUUUAUAUAGAUAUAAUGUGUGAAAUUUUUGCACUAUGGUUUUUUUUGUGUAAUUUUUUUUUUAUUAUUAUUUUAGAUAAGAUGUUUUGUUCCGGUUUCUGUAUGCGCUGUUUACCUGCUUGUCCUGUACAAAUACAUCAAGUCCAGCCAGAGCUGUUUAAUGCAUAUCACAGGCCAUGUAGCAUUGUAAAGGGCUUACAGAAAAAUGUCCUUGUUUUCAAUGGCCAAGAUACUCCAAUUUCUGAUCUACCUUUCGUCUGGUCUACCCUGCAGAUGAUGGACACGCGUUUCUGCAAGUCCAGCUUUGCACACGGCCAGCCUGGGAGUAUGCUAUGUGUAAUGUGUUGUAGGGUUUGUUUGUCCUGAAGCAAUCAUCAUUGGGCCAAUAUCCCAUUUGGCAACAUGGCCAAACAGGCUUGAGCAUACUGUGGAAAGAUGACACAUUUUCACAGUGCCAGGAUGUUCAGGGCUUGUAGUAUCUGCAAUCCAUUUAGUGCCUGUGUAGACGAAUGCAACAUGUGAUUUUAUCUCCCUCCAUCACUACAUUGUUGUUUUAUGUUAACGUGUACAAGUUGACAUUGUUUACUCGUUCUGGUAUGCAAAUGCAAACAAUGUAAAUUGUUUUUCUAAACCAUUUUUUGUGCUUAACACAUGCUGUCCAUUUACUCCUCUAAAACCUUGCUUUUGCUCCACCUAGUAAGUCUCUCUAGUAAAGUGGACAUCUGCCCCUUGCAUGAGCCAGCACCAUUGUCCUUGUUUAACCCUCAAUGAACUAAAGAAGUUAUCACUUUUGAGAAUGGAACUGAGAAGGGAACUUCUAGAAGAGCUUCGUACUUUGUGGACUUAGUAAUUGGAAGCCACAUAGACUCACAGUUCAUGACAGAAAUCAAUUCAACCUGAAUCCAAGCGCUAAUGGUGCAAAAUUGUUAGACAUUUGAGGUUAUUUUUUUAUUUGCUCUUUCCUUAAAUCAGGUUUCGAUAUUAGUUCCUGCCAAAAAAAUUGACAGGAUACAACAUGAACAUAUAAGUUCACUGACCUGUUAGGCUUUGAGAAGGUGUGUGAACAUGGCGCAAGGGCAGAACUAGAGGAAACAGCACUUCGGAGUAUAAGAUGGAGCAAUGAAAUAAGUUUCACUUUGGAUGUAAGUGCAUCAAUGAACUUUGAAUGCCCAUGUACAGGGUACAUAUAAUGGAUCUCUUUCUUAAUCAUUCCUUUAGACACUGUAUACAAUCCUACUUUUUAUGAGGACUGCAUCUUUUUCUAUGCUGAUCAAACAUGCUAAUGUAAAAUAGUUAAAAUAAUUAUGUGUCAUGGUCAGACAUGGUGAGUGUAUGGAGUUGAACUUAAAACACUUCAAAAUUGAAUGUCUUUUUCAUAAAUUGUUAAUUCAAGGUAUUUGAAUGAUAAUUUCAGUGUUUCCUUAUCUUUCUUAUUGUAAUUUACCGCAUCUCUUUAUUACAAUAAUGUAAUUCAGUUGAUGCAGUAACAGGCAUUCCUCUGCCAUGAUGGGCCACAUGUAUAAACUAGUGCUAACACGGUAAACAUUUUCAGCUUACUUUUUCAGAAGUUGGUUUCUAUAGUCAACUGCCCAAUUAAUUUUUUUCCUGCACUAGUGUUUAUAUAUAAGACCCCAUGUGUCAUAAAUCAGCAAUGCACUUUAAGGAUCAUGACUGCUGUCUCAAGACUCUUAGAUUGUAACAUAUGGAAGUAUUGAAUGAACUAUGCCUUGGUAAUAGCCCAGUGAACACAGGAAAGGAGUAUAGAAAGAGGAGACUAUUUGUUUAGAAUCUUUUAUUGGGCAAUUAUGCAUUACUGGAACGUUAUGUAAUAAAAAUAAUUUAUAAUA